UUAUUGAACAAGAAGAUGCUUUUUGAGGGUCAAAAUUUUCAUGUGCGUUGUUGUGCACAUAUAGUGAAUAUCAUGGUGCAGGACGGGCUUGGGGAAAUAAAAGGCAUUACUGAUCGUGUUAGGGAAGGUGUGAAGUACUUGGCUGCAUCUGAAGCACGGCUUAUUCAAUUUGGUGAGAUUGUUAAGAAUUUGCAAUUACCUUUGAAGAAGUUGAUAUUAGAUUGUUCUACGAGAUGGAAUUCUACGUACAUGAUGUUGUCUGCUGCGUUGGCAUUCAAAAAUGUCUUCCCUAUGUACAAGGCAAGAGAUGUUGGUUUCGUUUAUGUGCCCAGUGUUGAGGAUUGGGAGAAAGUUGAAUGUGUGUGUGAAUAUUUGUCAAUUUUUAAUGAUGUCACCAAUAUUAUAUCGGGGACUGAGUAUCCAACUUCUAAUUUGUUCCUCAUCGAGGUUUGGUGAAUGAAAGAAGUAAUUGAUAAAAAUUCGGACAACGAAAAGGAGUACAUGAAAGCGAUGGCUUUGAAGAUGAAGAUAAAGUUUGACAAGUAUUGGGGUGAGUGUAAUCUAUUGAUGGCCUUGGGGGCUGUGUUGGAUCCAAGAUACAAAAUGACGCUUAUUGACUGUUGUUUCCCCGAGAUAUACACGGAGUUAGAAGCUGCGAGAAAUAGUUCUAUAGUGCUUCAGUCUCUUCAUGAGCUUUAUAAGGAGUAUGUUGCUGCGUAUUCUCUUGUCAACAUUGAGCAAAAUUCACAGCAAAGUGCUAAAGAAGUUUGUUCUUCUAGUGUUGUUUCAGGGGGGAUUAAAAAAAUGGGUGGUGGAAGAUCCAAGUUUGAGUCUUUUGUUAGAAAAGCGGACAUCAUUCAACCUGUGAAAUCCGAAUUGGACAUUUAUUUGGAAGAAGGUGUCUACAUUUGUGAUGAAAACUCAGAUUCCCAUUUUGAUGCAUUAGAGUGGUGGAAAGCAAACAAUUUGAAGUUUCGCAUAUUGUAUAGGAUGGCAGCUGACAUAUUAUCAAUUCCUAUUACCUCUGUGGCUUCAGAAUCCACAUUUAGUGCUGGAGGUAGGGUGAUUGAUCCAUACCGCUCAUCAUUAGCAACUGAAAUGGUUGAGAUGUUACUUUGUGGAGCUGACUUUGUACGUGCACAACAUGGACUCAAAAAGCGAUCAGAAACUGAGGAGCCAACAAUUCAGGAGAUUAUACUUCCUUAGUCGAUACCUUUAUGAGGUUGAAAAUUAAUGCAGGUGAUAGGAAAUGCAGGGCCUAGGAAAAGCUGAAAUAUCUAACCUUAUAACACCUAUUUUGCUUCUUUUUGGAUGGGAACAUAUUAUGCUUCUUUUUGGAUGGGUAUAUAUUUUGGUACUUGUGGAUGGGAACCACCUUUUGAGUGCUUUUUUACUUGCAAUUGGAUUACAAGCACUUGUUAUUUUUGUAUUUUGCUUGUUGGACAAUGUAUUCUAAAUCUCUGAUGUAGUCUUUUCUGGGAUGCUUUUGUUGGAGACU
Rhododendron vialii is the source of this 1498-nucleotide messenger RNA. RefSeq names its product zinc finger BED domain-containing protein RICESLEEPER 2-like. Lineage: Eukaryota; Viridiplantae; Streptophyta; Magnoliopsida; Ericales; Ericaceae. The record is from RefSeq and is a predicted model, not a curated record. The coding region runs from base 457 to 1206 and encodes 249 amino acids. The transcript has 3 exons. Gene Ontology annotation, molecular function: DNA binding; protein dimerization activity.